AUGCCAGUUUGCCUUCUACCAUGGUCGUGGGGUCCAGGGGGAUCUUGGAAUUUCUGUUGGUGUCUAAUCAUCCCCAAUGCGCACAUCUUGCAUAAUAAUGUAGCGAUCGCUGUCUGGGGGCGGUUGUGCCGUCCAACUGGGCGCCACAGAUUCCUUUUGGAGCUUCACAACCGGGGCCGAGACGCACCGUCUAGGAGUGGCCAUUGUGCAGUUUCCAGCGUUUGCCGCUCGAAAGUCAUCCCCAUGCAUUACUGCAGAACGGCAUCACGAUGGGAGUUGGGUAGGGCAUCGCGCUCCCAUGCCAACGUAUUUACGUUUAAGCCUGCACCCAUUAACAGCGGCCUGUCCUUCAAGAUCGGCUUCUCUAACUCUAUGCCAGCGGUCUUGGUGGAGAUAAGGGCAAGGUGUCUUGAUGGGAGCGUGCCCUUUAGUGGCCCACCAAAUCGCAGAGAUACAGAUGGCCACCUUCGCACAGGCUCAGACAAACCCCACAAACUUGGAAGGGAAGCUCCUGCCCACUGA
Messenger RNA from Trypanosoma theileri, 522 nucleotides. RefSeq lists its product as uncharacterized. The record is from RefSeq and is a predicted model, not a curated record. The transcript has a single exon. The coding region runs from base 1 to 522 and encodes 173 amino acids. Lineage: Eukaryota; Euglenozoa; Kinetoplastea; Trypanosomatida; Trypanosomatidae.